AGGCCUGGCAGGGAGAGUGAGGGCUGGCGACUGGGAUGGGGAGGCGAGGAGUGGGGAGGCUGACGGGCUGGGAAGCAGAGAACGGAGUGAGAGUGGGGAGGGAGAAGAAGCAGAGUCAACGGGGUUUACUGCAGUGAAGGAAGAGGAAGGGGAGGGAGUGGGCAUUGGGGGUGGGCGAGCAGGGAGGACCGGGAGAAAGAGGCGGGCAGUGGGAAGGCAGGGGAGUGAGGGAGAUGUGCUGAACCAAGGUCUUGGGGGCCAGGGUGUGAGCAGCCAGGGCUUUAACAGCCAGGGACUUAGCAAGGAGGGAGGGGGUGGUGUGGUGGUGAGGCGGAGGAGAAUGGCGGGGUUCAACCUGCGGGUGGUGCUGAACGCCUUUGCAGCGCCCGACACGGGGCGCCCCACGCGGCUCAACAACCGCUGGCUCAAGCGCCUCAAGAGGUGGAAGACCAGCAUCCUCGUGCUCUCCCGCACCCCGGCCUUUGGUGACAAGGAGCUUAUGCUGCAGGAAGUGCGAGAUACCCUAGAAGCUGUGAGGGACCUGUAUCCGGACAUGCUUGUCAUCUGGCGCAGCGCGGUGGGCGGCCAUCCCAGCUGCCAGCACUUCACUCGCCCGCUCAGGACCCGCCCCGCCCUGCUGGCCGCCAAGGGGAAGAUUCCCGACGUGUGGCUCCGGCACGCCGAGAUGAACGCCGCUAUCAAGCCGCUGCUCAAGGAGUAUGGAGUAGUCUACAUGGAUGUGGAUUCAGCCACCUCGCUGCGCCCCGACGGGCAUCACUCGCGCAUGGACGGCAGCAUCAACUGCCACCACUACUGCAUGCCCGGCCCGCUCGACCACUGGGUGUCUCUCUUCCACAACCUGCUGCUGCUGCUCGACCAACACUCUCCACAGAGUACCCUCCCUGCUUCCGCCGCUGCUGCUGCUGGUGGUGGCGGUGGUGCUGCUGUUGCUGGCGGUGCUGCUGGUGCGGCUGGUGCUGGUGGUUUUGGUGGUGGCGACGGUUUCUCUGGUUCUGGUUUCGGUGGUGCUGCCGGGGGUUCUGGGUCUGGUGGUGGUGCCGCUGGUGGGGUGCCAGCGGUGAAGGUGAGUGGGGUGGUGGGCGAGGGGGGAGUGGUGGUGGAAGAGGAGGAUUUGUCUGAUGUGCCUAGAGGAGGGAGGUGGAGGAGUAAGGAGGAAAUAGAGGAGGAGGAGAGUGGGAGGGAGGAUGGGGGAGGAGGAGGAGGGAUGGUAGGGGUGGGAGGUGCGGGAGGGUUUGAAGGAGCCGGGACGGUGGGAGGGGGGAUGGGAGUGGGAGGAGGGUUGGCCUGCACCAACUUCUCGGCGUGCAUCCCAGGGACGCGCAUCCGGGGAGAAGCAGCCGUGUUAGAGGCGCAGCAGGAGGUGUCGUGUGUGGCGGAGGAUGGCAAGUGGGUGCGCUUCAACACGCCCCGCUGGCUGCCCUGGUCCCGCGACCCUCACACCAACCCACGCGCGCCUCACUACGGCACUUGCGAUCUCCUGCACGUUAACGAGACGGGGGGCAAGGGCAUGUACGGCUUCGCAGCGGACAAGUUCCGGAAGAACCCGGGAGACAGGGAGUGGCACGUGCGGGCGGAGCUCAAGUACCAGUGGAAGGCCAGCCGCUUCUGCCCGCCCUUCAUGGGGUUCAACCGGCACAAGUUCUGUGCGGCGGUGGGGCAGCGCAACGUGCUGCUUGUGGGGGACACCACUCAGCUGGCGCUGCACGAUGUUUUCCUCAACCAUGUGACCACCAUCGCGACGCAGAAGGAGAUCGGAGACAUUGCUGACGCAUGGACGGCGCCCAACAACCAGCCGGCAUGUGCCACCAACAACCCCCACGUGGUGUGUUCAGACAUCGUCCCAGGGGGCUUCACCUUCCGUGUCGCGCACAACAACCUGCUCACACCUGACUCGCCGGGGGGGGGGGCGUUCAACCAGCGGUGGCUGGGACAUUUGAGAAAAUGGAACGUGUCCAUUGUGGUUCUCAACAAAGGCUUUGAGCGCCGCCCUACCCCGGUGUACCUCAAGACGCUUCGUCAGACGCUCACGAAGUUCCGCCAGGUGGCGCCUGAUACCCUGCUGAUCUGGCGGUCCACGUGGCGCGGCCACGAGGGCUGUGAGAAUGCCACGGAGCCGCUGGCAGCGCCGCCCGAUAAUGCCACCCGGGCUGGUCCAUGGGCGUUUGUACUGGAACAGAACGAGGCGGUGCGGGAUGUGAUUCGGGAAUUCGGUGGUGUGUACAUGAAUCUGGAUGCAUCCUUGUCAAUGCGGCCUGAUGGACACCUACGGCAACUGAAUGGCCUCACAGAUUGCUACUACUACUGCUUGCCAGGUCCUGUGGACCACUUCAUGCGGCUCUUUUACAACUACCUCAUCAUUCUUGAUAGCAAAGGGCCACGUACCAGCCAUAAAUGCCACGCGUCUCAUUCAGAGUUCAACGGAAAGUCUCACUUCCCUCGCAACGGGCACGGCAACGGCUACUCCCGCUGGGCCCGCGACGCGUCAGGUGCUUCACCCCCACCUUCAGCGUCCGGCCCCAACCGAGCGAGUCACCACCACGAUGGAGCAAGCCAUGGGAAGGGAUAUGACGGGCGAUAUGAGGGGCGAUUUGAGGGGGCCCGGUGUGAAGGACGGUAUGAGGGGCGGUAUGGGAGAGGGUAUGGGAGAGGAGACUUUAGAGGGUACGCUCAGAGUGGGUCCGAACGGCCCGCUUCCCCUGGUUCAUCCCCUUCCCCCUCCUCGUCCGCCUCCCCUUUCGCUUCCUCCUCUCCUCCCUUCGGCCAGUCCGCCGCUGCAAACUCCCCCUCUUCGCCUGCCAACGCAACUUCUUCGCCAGAUUCAAAUGCCGCCGCUGGUGGGGCUGCUUCUGGGGAGUUUCCGUUCCAAUCGCAUCACACGAUCCUGGACGUUGAUCCGGUUGAUCCGACGGCUGGCGACGCUGCGUGGGGUGGGCUGGACGCCGCUGCAGCUGCAGCGGCGUGGAAGAGGAGCUUUCUGAAGCGGGUGGUUGACACCAUUACUGAUUCCAAGUACUUCAAUCUGCAGACAGCUGGAUGGCUCAUGGCGGGGGCUGCCACGGCGGCAGUGGGCGUGCAGGUCACAGCACACAUCAUCAAGGCCAUCGAGUCCGUCCCUCUGCUUGCUUCUCUUGAGAUUCUCAUCGGUGCGGCUGUCACAACCAACGUCGCCACCACCAUCGCUGGAGGGAGGGAAGCCCGCGAGCGUCUGGAGCAGCAGUGGGACGAGUUCGUGAGGCGAGUCAGCGGCACGUAUGGGCUGUCGGACCCUGUAUUUGACGAGAUGGAGAGUGGCAAGGACCUUGAGUGCAGUGCGCUUAUAGCCGAUGCAGCACUGCAGCAGAGCGAGCAGAGGCCCUCACACCUCGAAGGCGACACAUCAGGAGAAACCCAGCAGCAGAGGGAGGUGUGGGCAGCAGAGGGAUUGCGGAGGGCCGCUGAGGGACUGGGUCUUAAGGCAGAAGGCAAGGCAGAGAGCAAGGCAGAGGUCAACACAGGAAAGGAGACAGAGGGGGAGGAGCUGAAGGAAACGGGAGGGAAGCAGGGUGCAGAGGCUGAUUCGGAGGCGCCUCAGAGAAAGGCUGAGAGGGAGGAGGGGGAGGAAGCGGUGGUGGCGGUGAGGAAGGCGGAGCUGGUGCGGGUGUUAUCUGAGUUCGUGGAGAGGAGGGAGGGCCGGGCGAGGCGGGUGAAUCGCAUGCUGCAGCAGGAAGUGCAGGCGGGCAGGGGGCUGGAGGAACGACUGGGAGACCUCACCAAGGCUCUGGAGGUACGCACGUUGGCGUCCGUGGCAGCAGCACAGAACGUGGCUCGCCUGCAGGCACUCAAUGACUCGCUGCAGGCGGAGCGCAACAGUGUGACCAGUCAGCUAUCCGCGUUGACCAAUCAGAUCACAGGGCUGUCCACGUCACUGGACGUGCUGACGAGGCAGCAGGACUCCGUGUCCCAGUCCAACACGGUGCUGCGCGCUCGCCUGCGCAAGGCCCUGCUGGAGAAGCGCCAGCUGGCGCAAUCAUUGCGGGCGGCGCACCGCGUGCAGAGCGAGCGGGCGAGCGACGUGGAGGGGCGGCUGAGAGCAGUGGGGGCGCAGCUGAAAGCCAGCGAGGGGGCGAUGCUGCAGCAGAGGAGAGAGGAGGAGGUGAAUCUGCAGACGUACCUGUCCCAGCAUGCUGCUAUCAAGUCAGAGCGCAAUGCAGCGGUGGUGCAGGCAAGUGACCUGGAGCGCCGGGUGGCAUCGGCAGAAGCUCAGCUGAAGGAGGUGACUCGCUCGCGCGACCAGCUCUUUAUCACCAACCAUGAGCUGAACACGCGCCUGACAGCAGCAAUGACUGAGAACCGCCUCCUGCAGCAGCGGGUGGACCAGCUGCAGCGCACCAGCCGCCACUCUGCUGCCGCCUUCAGAGACCGCGAGGCCACCCUCAAGCAACACCUGGCGGAGCGCCAUGCUGAGCUGGCAGCCUCCCGCCAGCAGGCGGCCGCUGAGCUGGCACGAGUGACAUCCAGCCUGGAAGCCAAAGUGCGAGCAACGCAGGAGGAUUUGGAGGAGAGCAAGGGGGAGGUGAGGUGGCUGGAGGAGCAGCGAGCGGCGCAGGAGGAGGUGGAGGAGAGCAAGGGCGAGGUGAAGUGGCAGGAGGAACAGAGAGCAGCACAGGAGGAGGUGGAUGAGAGCAAGGGGGAGGUGAGGUGGCUGGAGGAGCAGGUGGAAGCGUUGCGGGAAGAGGGGCAGCUGCACACGACACGGCUCAGGGCUGCUGUGGCUGCUGCUGAGAAGCGGGCACAAGAGGUGAGAGAGAGGAGAGGGAGGCGAUGUGCGAUAGCGGUGCGUGCAGAGGAGGAAGAAGCUGCCGCAGUCAGUGCUGAUGCCGAAUCAGUUGCUGUUGGGGCAGAUGCUGGGGCGGAUGCUGGGGUGGCUGCAGGUGCGGCUGCAGGCCCAACUGUUGGUGCGGAGGGUUCUGCUCUUGGAACGCCAAACGAAGCUGCUGGAUCGCCGAACAAGCCUCUUGGACCGCCGAACGAGAAUGACUUGAAGGUGUAUGCGCGGGCCAUCUUCCCUGCAUAUGUGGCCCUUGACGCCUCCAUCAUGGAGCAGAGCCGAGGCGUGACAGCCAUGGUGCAGGUAUGGGCUGGCAGACAUGUAUGGUGGCAGUGCAUGUAUGCAGGUAUGGUAUGCAUGCAGGUGUAUUUGCAGGUCAUCUUCCCUGCAUAUGUGGCACUUGACGCCUCCAUCAUGGAGCAGAGCCGAGGGGUGACAGCCAUGGUGCAGGUACGGGAGCUUGUGGUAUGGUGA
Molecule: messenger RNA, 5302 nt
Organism: Closterium sp. Yama58-4
Lineage: Eukaryota; Viridiplantae; Streptophyta; Zygnematophyceae; Desmidiales; Closteriaceae
Source: the annotation of a GenBank genome assembly